GCACAGCAUGUGAUCACGGUCAAUCACAUGACUAGAUAGUACACAAUAUGGCGGGGUACGAGGAGGAGGAAGCGCUGCUUCCAGGGGGAUCAGAUGGGGGCUCUGCCAGCGUACAGCAGAGGAAGAUGCCAGCCAUAUGUGACCCCAGUCGGUUCGCCCAUCGUGUGGUGGUUCUGAUCCUCAUGUGUUUUCUGGGUUUCGGUAGCUAUUUCUGUUAUGACAAUCCAGCAGCACUGCAAACACAGGUCCAGUUGGACAUGAAGGUGAACACAGCAUCUUUCAUGCAGUUGUAUGCAUUUUACUCCUGGCCCAAUGUUGUACUUUGUUUCUUUGGAGGAUUUUUGAUUGAUCGGGUAUUUGGAAUCCGAUUGGGAACAAUUAUAUUUAGUCUAUUUGUAUGUGCUGGACAGGUUAUAUUUGCAGCAGGAGCCUUAUUUAAUGCUUUUUGGUUAAUGGAAGCUGGUCGGCUGGUAUUUGGGAUUGGUGGAGAAUCUCUUGCAGUUGCACAAAAUACUUAUGCUGUCAGCUGGUUCAAAGGGAAGGAGCUGAACUUGGUUUUUGGACUGCAGCUCAGUAUGGCUAGAGUGGGUAGCACAGUAAAUAUGAAUGUUAUGGGGCUGGUGUAUGCUCGGAUAAAGGACGCGAUGAGCUCUGCAGGUUACACAACACUCGGUGUAACACUCAUGAUAGGUGGAAUAACAUGUGUGUUCUCCUUGGUCUGUGCUCUUGUACUUGGAUAUCUGGAUAAGCGAGCAGAAAAAAUACUGAAUAAAGAACAAGGAAAAACUGGUGAAGUCAUCAAACUGACUGACGUCAAGGACUUUUCCCUCAGUCUCUGGCUAAUAUUUUUGAUAUGUGUUUGUUACUAUGUUGCUGUGUUUCCUUUUAUUGGUCUUGGCAAAGUUUUCUUCAUUGAGAAAUAUGAGUUCUCACCUCUGCAAGCAGGUGCAAUAAACAGUGUGGUGUACAUAAUCUCGGCACCGCUGUCACCUGUGUUCGGCUUUAUGGUUGACCGGAUUGGGAAGAAUAUAAUCUGGGUCAUGUGUGCUGUGGUGUCCACGCUUGCUGCUCAUCUUAUGCUGGCCUUUACCUUCUGGAAUCCCUGGAUAGCUAUGAGCUUACUGGGUGUUUCCUAUUCUCUUUUGGCUUGUGCCUUGUGGCCUAUGGUGGCAUUUGUAGUUCCUGAACACCAGCUGGGUACUGCUUAUGGAUUCAUGCAAUCCAUCCAGAACCUUGGUCUGGCUAUUAUUGCCAUUGUUGCUGGUGUCAUCCUGGAUUCCCGUGGCUACCUAUUCCUUGAAGUCUUUUUCAGUGCUUGCCUUUGCAUGGCCAUUAUAGCAGUUGUUAUGCUGUAUUUUGUGAAUCUACUUGGAGGUGGAGAUCUUAAUUUAUCGUCAUGGGAGCGGGAAAAACUGCAGAAACAAGCUGCCAUUGAAAAAGAAACUGAAUAGCAAACUCUCAUCUUCCUGUAUGCAGAAAGAGGUCAGCAAGCUGUCCACUCAGAAGAGUUUAGUGUCUUCAGAGCUUGCUGCAAAAUAGUCCAAUUGGUGUUAACCUCAGUUUACUUAUUUUAGCUAAGUAACUUACAGUAAUACUGUAAUAAGUGAGGAAUUUUAGGUAUAGACCAUAAUGGUUAUCUUUGAGUAUUUGCACCUUAUCCUUGCCCUAGGGCAACAUACACACGUUGUUGGUACUGAGGCUGGGACUCUUAAAUUUUUUUUUUUUUUUUUUUUACUUGAACCUUUUUAAAGUAGUUGCUGUCUGCUUAAAAUGUCCCUUUUUUAUUUUCCUGAGAGCUCUUAAAUUCUUUUGUAAGGGCUCAUUUACAUUUGCUUUGGCUUCAACACCUAUGGAUUUCCCCGCAUUCAAUUAGCAUAGGAGGAGAAUGUGAGCUGGGUCAAAUAUCUCUGGGGCAGCUGCGGAGCGCACUGCACAAACACUGUCUUUGGCUCCGUUUUUUUAGGGUCAAAUUCAGGCAAAGAUUUGGCCCUGAUUCAUCCCCGAACCGGAGAAUGGGGAACGCACAGCGUUCCUGUGUUAUCUGCAUCUGGUUCCAGUGUGAACUGUGCCUAAAGCUCCUACUGCUUCAACAUGCUUUGAUGUGUUUUUGAAGCUCCGGUGAUGCUUAGCUGAAGCUUUUAAAGGUGCUUCCGAGAUGCUAUUUUGAAGCUUUGACGCUAGGCAGAUUGUGUGUGUGUGUGUGUGUGUGUGUGUGUGCGCGCGUAUCUCAUACCAGCAAUUUCUCCAAAGCUAAAGCUGAAUUAAAGCCUCUCAAAGCCGCAGGUGCUUCAAGCAAGCUUUGUCAUAGAAUUCUAUGGAGGCUUUGAAGCACCACUAAAGCGACAUGGGGAAUAAUUUUUGUAGCAAAACCAAAUUAAACGCAAGGUGUAAACAGGACUGUAAGCUAACCAUUUUAUUUAGUGACAGGAGCUUUGAUUGGCAUUCAGAGAGCUUUAACAAAGUGUGUCUGAAGCCAUGUUUUGAAGCAAGUGUAAACGAGCCCUAAAGGCUCGUUUACACUUGUUUUGGCCUCCGCAUACAUUAAUGGCUAGUUUUAUAAUUCAAAACAAGGCUUCGGACACGCUUUCUUUAAAGCUCCCUGAACUCUAGUCAAAGCUCCUGUUCCUAAAUAAAAUGCUUAGCUUACAGUACUGUUUAAACCCCUUGCCUUUGCUUUGGCUUUCUUUCACAAAUUAUACCCAAUGUAGCUUCAAAGCGUCUUCAAAGGCUCCAUAGAAGUCUAUGGCAAAACUCGCUCGAAGCCUCACCAAAGGCUCAUCGAAGCACCAAGCAGUGUACUUUACGGUUUGUGGCACAAUUCCCGAUAUUGAAGGCCAAGUUCACUUUUUGAGUGAAAGACUAUGCAGACAAGGGGUCUAAGUUGAUUAAAAUACACCGCAGUUUUGUAAAUGGCUGCUAAAUGUAGCUGGCAUACUUGUAGACCAGGUCACCCUCCCAACCUGCACUGCACAAUGUAUUUUAAUCUACUCAGAAUCCCUGCCUGUAUAGCCUGUUUUACGCAGAAGGCGUAGCCUUUUAAAUUUUGGAAUUACAAAGCAUUUAAUUAAAAUGUUUGGGAUUUUAUUAUGCUAUUUUUCAGCCUCCAUUGGGACUUAAAGUUCUAUUGUGCAUUGAAUGAUUUUAUUGGAUUUCAUUUAAAUUUAAUGUUCUACAGCUUAAACAGUACUUAAUUUUGAUAUCCAAAAACAUUUGUGGUGCAGUGAGACAAAUGUAUAAAAGCACUUAAAAUUAACUGAUCAAAAUUCACUUUUUUUUUUGUUCUGUUGACUUAUUUAAAGUACUACUAAAACUUCCUGUAUGACUGUCUUGGCAGUUGCCAAUUUCAGUUACGCGAUGCACAAGCCUCAAACUUUCUUUACCUUCCCUGAGCCCAAUUCUCCCUUGUGUCUCACACACUUCCUCUUUCAGACAUUGUAGCUUGCAGUGGGAGGGUUUUGGCUAAAGAAAUACAGAAAGCAGUGGGCAAGACUAGGUAUGGCCAGGUGCUGAUUGAAGGUUGUGCAUCGGCAGGGACAGUGCUGAUAGCCACGCCCUCUGUAACAAUUUUUCAACCCACUGUAUUGCAAGCAGACCCAUCCUACAUGUUGGUGGCAACUCUGCUCUGGAUCCAGGCGCAGUGUAGCAUGGUUGCCAAGCCAUCACCGGAGCCUGAAUUGGGUGGACAUAACUGCCAGGUUUAACAUGUCUAUGGCACUUUGAAAGUGGGUACGAAGAAAACUUAAAGGGGUUGUAAAACCUAAUGGUCUUUCAUUUUAAUGUAUCCUAUGCAUUAAGGUGAAAAACCUUUAGUGCUACAGCACCCCAGACCAUCCCUUUUCUUACCUGAGCCAGAUUUUUCCAGCGACGGGGACGAGCACAGCAGCUCCAACCGCUGUCUCAGGUCCUCAUUGGAUAGAUUGAUGGCAGCAAGAGCCAUUGGCUCCCG
Messenger RNA from Rana temporaria (common frog), 3946 nucleotides. RefSeq names its product major facilitator superfamily domain containing 1 (gene MFSD1). Gene Ontology annotation, cellular component: lysosome. Gene Ontology annotation, molecular function: transmembrane transporter activity. The transcript is spliced from 16 exons. Bases 48 to 1451 code for a protein of 467 amino acids. Gene Ontology annotation, biological process: transmembrane transport. The record is from RefSeq and is a predicted model, not a curated record. Lineage: Eukaryota; Metazoa; Chordata; Amphibia; Anura; Ranidae.